AGAGAUCGAUUAGAAUAGGCGUGAAAUUCAGCUUCUUCAAAAAAGGGACAUUGGUCUUCCUGACACGUACCAGUCUUUUAUUUUUAUUUCUCAUCUACUAUGGACGAAGAGUCAAUCUUGUUUGGUAUUCGCAACCUUUUCAGUGUAGGCAACUACCAAACUGUUAUUAACGAAUCAAACUCAAGCCAUGGCUUAUUCUCUACUGAAGCCAAGCUUGAAGCACAAACCUUUUUAUACCGUUCCUACAUUGCCCAAGGCAAAUACAACUUGGUCAUCAACUUUACUGAACAUAGUGAAGAAGCGCCUCUGAAGGCUAUCAGAUUAUUAGCCGAGUUUUCGUCUAACAAGACUAACAGUGCAGAGUAUAUCACUAAAGCCAACGCUUUAUUGGAAGAAGGUGCUAACCGUAUUGAUCCUGUUGUUCAAGUAACUCUUGCUACUCUUUUCGUUCAAACAGGCCAACUUGAAGAUGCUUUAAGAACGCUUCAUUCGCGCCAAAAGAAAUUAGAAUGUUGCGCUUUGGCUGUUCAAAUCUAUCUCUUGAUGGAUCGAUUAGACUUGGCUAGAAAUGAAGUUGCUAGCGUCAAGUCUUGGGCUGAAGAUGCCUUAUUGUUACAAAUGAUGGAAGCUUGGGUUGAUCUUCGUGUGGGUGGUGAAAAAUAUCAAGAAGCAUUCUAUAUCUACGAAGAAUUUGGUCAAUCAAGCACAGCACAAACAGUCAAGGUGUUGAAUGGUCAAGCUGCUGCUAAUCUCACCUUGGGCAGAUAUCCUGAAGCAGAAAGCUUAUUAUUAGAGGCACAAAACAAGGACUCUAAUGAUCCAGAUACGAUUAUUAACAUGAUUAGUUGUGCUAUCUUAACUGCUAAACCCCAAGAUGUUGUUAACCGUUAUGUUGGUCAAUUGAGGGAGGCUGUUCCUGAACAUCCUUAUUUACAAGAUCUUGAUUUAAAGUCAAGCUUAUUUGAUCGUAGUGCUUCUCGCUAUGCCCUUGUUGAAUCUGCUUAAUAAAGCUCCAUUUGAUUGGCUAAAUGUUGUGACAGAUAUCUUCCUCCUAUU
Gilbertella persicaria is the source of this 1056-nucleotide messenger RNA. Its product is annotated as coatomer epsilon subunit-domain-containing protein. NCBI's taxonomy places the organism in Eukaryota, Fungi, Mucoromycota, Mucoromycetes, Mucorales, Choanephoraceae. The transcript has 6 exons. Gene Ontology annotation, cellular component: COPI vesicle coat. Gene Ontology annotation, biological process: retrograde vesicle-mediated transport, Golgi to endoplasmic reticulum; intra-Golgi vesicle-mediated transport; endoplasmic reticulum to Golgi vesicle-mediated transport. The coding region runs from base 100 to 1005 and encodes 301 amino acids. Gene Ontology annotation, molecular function: protein binding; structural molecule activity. The record is from RefSeq and is a predicted model, not a curated record.